Molecule: messenger RNA, 1784 nt
Organism: Centropristis striata (black sea bass)
Lineage: Eukaryota; Metazoa; Chordata; Actinopteri; Perciformes; Serranidae
Product: P2Y purinoceptor 14-like
Exons: 3
Coding region: 246-1337 (363 amino acids)
Biological process (GO): G protein-coupled receptor signaling pathway
Cellular component (GO): membrane
Molecular function (GO): G protein-coupled purinergic nucleotide receptor activity
Source: RefSeq, a predicted model, not a curated record
AUUAGCACUUAGCCGCUCCACUAAUAUAGGAAACUAUACUAACCAUAUACUAAACAUAGCAGUGUUAUUUCCUCCAGCCCUUCUUUGGCUGUGAAAGCGUGUCAACAGAAGCAGCUAAUGUUUCUAUUAGUGAUCCACAGGGACAGACAGGUAAAUACUAUAAUAAUAAUAUAAUAUAUGAUAUGUAUCUUGUCUUCUCGGGCUGACUGACUGAUUAUUGUCACCAAGUGUGUGUUUCUGUGUUCAUGUUGAUCUGUUAUUUGGUUUCAGCUCAAAAAGGGGAAGAAAAAAUGAGUGAUGUAGCAGGAGAAGAUGUGGCCUUAUUCUUUAACCAGUUUUCAGUUACAAACCAGACUGCAGUCGAUGGUUCGACUAGCUGUGAAUGGAACGACACCUCAGCCAACUGGUUCUUCAUGGUGGUCUACAGUCUGGUGUUUCUGGUGGGUCUCCUCCUCAACGGCUCCAUCAUGAAGUUUUACUUCUGCCGAGCUCAGCAGGAGGCUUCCAGCAGCAUGAUGGUCUACCUGAAGAACUUGGCAGCUGCUGACUUCAUGCUCUGCCUCGGUCUCCCCAUCCGCAUCAUGAACUACGCCAGCAGCUCCGGCACCAUCCGACUGGUCCACUGUUACUUCGGUGCAUCUGUCCUCUACCUCAACAUGUACGCCAGCAUCAUGUUCAUGGGCUACAUCACGGCUAACAGGUAUCUGAAGGUCGUCCAUCCGUCAGGAAAUCACAUCCUGCAGACUGUGCGAGCCACUCACAUCAUCUCCACUGUAACCUGGGUUUUCCUCCUGGCUGUGAUGAGCGCCUUCGUCAUCUUAUCUUUUCAAACCCAGGAACCUUUGACCUCUGUCCCACGUAGCUGUGCCUCGUUGCACAGUGACCAGCUCACCAUACUCUACCAGAUCAUUCAUACCUGCUCAGCCACCAUGUUUCUGUUGGUCCUCGUCUCCCUGGUCUUCUUCUACUAUAGCACCUCCCGCAUGCUGUUACAGGUCCAGCAGAGGCAGCCGGAGUCCUUCAGCUCCACAAAGCUUGAAAAAUCACGCCGUAACAUACUCGUGCUGGUCAGCGUCUUCUGCUUCUGCUUCGUCCCUUACCACCUAGCUCGCCUCCCCAAAGUUUUCCUGGGGAUGCAUUGUUCAGGGAGCAGAGUUCUCUUCUAUGUGAUGGAGCUGAGCAUCGUGUUGUCCGUUCUCAACGUCUGCCUGGACCCCAUCAUCUACUUCAUCCUCUGCAAGAGGUUCAGGACCCAGCUGAGGCUGGGGCUGGUGUGUGGAAAGUCACAGCUACUGCUCAUAACAAAAUGGCAUAGUAAAGGAAAAUGUAAUCUUUAAAGUUAAUGUAUGUUUCAUUUUAUGAUUGAUAUUACUUGCAAUUUCAAUUUUAAAGUCCUCCUCCACUCAAAAAUGUGUUUUCAUAUGUUUAGGUCCAAAAAAUGUCUGAUGUUGACUAUUCUGACUGAUGUCUGCACACCCUACAAUCUGAGAUUCAAAUAUAAACAACAGGGAAGUUAGAUAAGGUAGGUCGCUAAGACUAAGACUCGUAAAACCUGAAACACAGGACGGAGAACAGAGAGGACUUUUCAAUACAAACACACUGUAGCAUUGUAGCACAUUUCACUACCACUCACUCUGUGUCAGCCACUGCCCAUUAUAAGUUUGCUUGUCAUCAAUUUUGGUGCACAACAGACACCUUGUUUGAGUCUGGAGGCUCACCACUGUUUCCUCUAACAUUGAAAACAGACCAGAAUGCAUCUCUAUUGCUAUAAUCUACAGAAUUUC